AUGACCAGUUUUGAUCCUGCACUAACUAUCGCCCACUCUGUCGCCCACUCUGUCGCGCAACUGCCGCCCAGCAUGCGCACUCUCAAGUUAACGGACCUGUGGCUUGACCUCAAAAUGUUGUCUGGCUUCAAUCCUCUCGCAUGGGUCAAUCUCACGAAUCUCGAGAUCGUGAUAGACGCACUAGAUUCCUUCCCAUGCUUGCUCCGCCUGUGUCCCAACCUCUCGUUACUGACAAUAGUUGGAAUUUUCAGGUCGACGGUCGAGACGCCGGCAAAAUCAUCGCACUCCAAACUUCGAUCCUUGCGCAUAUCCGGGAAUCUGGAUGUGGACUGGAUCGGAAGUCUCGGGCUAUUCACUAUAAUCACGCUCCCCAAUUUAUGCGUGGUCGAGGUUCGCAAUGUAGGUGAAUGGCCUCAUGAUAUGUUCAAGGGGUUUUUGACACGGUCAUGGUGUCCCCUGGAGAGUUUGAUCUUUGGUGGUGGAGUAGUGACUACGGGUCAGCAGCUAGAAGAAUACCGUACCCUUUUUCCUUCUCUCUCAUUAGUGACAGAUCCUACGCGUUGCUCAUUUUACUUUUAA
Messenger RNA from Suillus discolor, 579 nucleotides. RefSeq lists its product as uncharacterized. NCBI's taxonomy places the organism in Eukaryota, Fungi, Basidiomycota, Agaricomycetes, Boletales, Suillaceae. The coding region runs from base 1 to 579 and encodes 192 amino acids. The record is from RefSeq and is a predicted model, not a curated record. The transcript has a single exon.